Messenger RNA from Drosophila suzukii, 982 nucleotides. Its product is annotated as cilia- and flagella-associated protein 299. Lineage: Eukaryota; Metazoa; Arthropoda; Insecta; Diptera; Drosophilidae. The record is from RefSeq and is a predicted model, not a curated record.
UCAGAAAUGUACUUUCCUCGAACUUGUUCAAAAUAUUAUACAUUUUGAUUUACACUAAGGCCAUCGACACAAAAUCACAAUUUGGCUGCCUUUUCAGCCCUUUUUGGUUUGAAUUACUUGUUGUUCGAGUUAAAAAGUAAUUCAAUUAGCAACAAUCUUUAAGAUAAUUCGUUCUCUGCGUUUUCCCUAAUGAGUCUGAUACACUUUAACAAGUACGAGGAUUAUGUGGAUAGCUUCAUAACCAUCAAGGACAUUCGCUACUUGGGCAACAAAAAGGUCCAGAGGAAGUUGAUCCAGAAUGCCUGCGGAAAGAGCUGCCUGGGCAGCCUGCUUACUCGCGAGCAAUUCCACCAGCGAAAGGACAAGGAGUUAAUCCUACUGAGGCCACGGGGAAUAUGUGGAUCCCAACUUUUCGGCGACUAUUUGAACAACAACGACGAAGUCCUCAAGCAGUUUGCCAUUCGGGAGAAGAAACUGGUUGAGAAACAAAUGUCGACCAUUGUCUACCUGGUGAUGCGCUCGAAAAAGGGUCUGGAGAUCUCCAGCUUCCUCGACCUGGAGCAGAGUCUUCGGGAGUCGCGAUGCCAAAGCUCUCUGGAUUAUGCGGACUGGCGAGGUAUUUUCGAGGGUCGGAAGAAGUUGAUGCCAUCGCGGAACCACCUGAGCUACUUCGAUUGGUACCAGAACCGAGUGUCCUACAAAAACAGUGAUAACUUCAGGGUGGGAAACAAAAGGGCCCACAGCCUGUUGAUAAUCCAUGUGGGGGAUCACAAAAUGUGCUGCGUAAAUGCUACCUGUGACUGUGAAUACACGAAAAAUGUCAGCCGCGAAACUCAUUUCUCCCCCACUUAUGGAUAUGUCAUAUUCUUUGACCACAUAAUCAGGCGCAUUAAUUAGCGAGGGCUUUAAAACGUCAAUAAUACGUAAUCGGGGAUAAAUUGGAUAUAAAAAUAAAAUAAAAUGAGAAUAUUGUCCUCGAGGG